This is a messenger RNA of Ilex paraguariensis (yerba mate), 1054 nucleotides long. The record is from the annotation of a GenBank genome assembly. NCBI's taxonomy places the organism in Eukaryota, Viridiplantae, Streptophyta, Magnoliopsida, Aquifoliales, Aquifoliaceae.
AUGGAACAGGAAGAGUUAAGUGAUUCUGAUGAAGAAAUUGGGGAAAAUGUAGAGUUUGACUGUGAAGAGAUGCCGACUCUGAAGGAGAGGAAGGAUCUGAUUCUGAUCAGAACUUCAACAUACAAAAUAAGGUACCUUGUGGCAAAAGUUGCCACAGAUGCAGAUAUUAAUCAUUCACAAAGUGAACCAAGUAUGAAUGGCACUUUAGAAGGCAACGCCUGUGGGCCCUCAGAAGGCAGCAAAAUUACAUUGGGUUUGACAGACCAAGAGAAGGAUAACCCGUGGAGUUCUUUAUGCUUGGAUCUGAAUUCAUGCCCUCCAGGUUCUCUGCCUACGAAGCCCAACCUUGCAAUGCGUAGAUAUUGUUGUCCUGGCCAACUCCAGGCUCCAUCUCAUUCCAACCGAUGUUGCACGAAUACCACACAAAAUACAAAACAUGGUACACUGCAGAAGCAUGCUGUAGGGAUGCCACAACCGCCCUGUUUCAGUUCUGCUGCUGUUUCUCCAUCGAGGAAACCACGAAAAUGUGCAUGCAUAACUGAUUCUAGUUUAAAUACUGGCCGAGCCAAAAGGAGUGAUUUGAAUGUGAAUACUGAUACAACUGAAGAAAGUUUGAACCGUAACAAAAAUGAUGAAUUUGGUUAGUUGUAGCUCUGUUUGUGCAUGUUAGGUUUAAGUGAUGGCCCUAAAUUGGUUGUUGGAUGUGCUAUGCUGCAUAUCAAAUCUCAGGGAGCCAAGUUGGUGGGAAAAAAAGCAAUCUGUUGUGAACUUUUCCAGCUACUAACGAGGCUUCAAAGGGAAUGUGUGCCUUUUUUGUAUCUAUUGUUCAUAGGUGGUGUAAAUUUAUGUCUUCAUGUUUUAUAUUCCCGAUUAAGUUCGGAGGAGUAGUUGGUUCAAACUUACAAUAUUGUGAGUUUCUUACUAGGCAUCUAAAAGCAUCUGUUGGUGGCUGAUUGGAGAGAAGGCUAACUGCCUAAUCAACAAGUCUUAUCUGGUAUACGAAGAAAAAAUCACAAACAAAUAUCUGCAUCUGAUGGGGAUUCAAAAAACUAGU